AUGGCUGCAAUGUCGAAUCGCUUCUCUGUUUAUUCGAGUGCUUCUGCUGUCCCGGCUUCCGGGGGCGCCAGUUCCCGUUCGGCGGCCCAGGUGUCGACAACGACUCUCCUCAAUGCCCUCCACUCGUCCUAUUCCUCGGGCCAGCCUUAUCAGCUCGAGUCUGGAACAAGUCUGGUCGUGAAUACAUGGGUUACAGCUACCAACCAGGGCGCGAAUGGCAAUGGUGGAGGAACCGUUGACAGUGAGUUGGCUCGACGAGCAUGGGAACAUGCAAGAAGAAGAGCCGAAGACGGCUGCAUUGUUUUAUGCUCGGUGAUAGAGGUUGCUAACUCUGGUGACAGCUCUCUUCAUCGUUCAACACCGUCACUCCUCACUCCUUUCCUCUCCGUCAUACCUCUGUCGACUCCUGAAAUAGUCUAUACGGCUCUCACCGCCAUUCGUCCCUUUGUGUCGGCGGUAACGCCAUUCAACCCUUCGUAUUCUCUCUACUCAUCUCUUGCCGUCUCCUACACAUUUACUCUGGGCGGUACCGUAACUGGCCUUACCAUUUCGUUGUCGACUUCGGGUAUCAACGUCAGCAGAGGCCUGCUGGAUAUUCCCGCUGAAGCCGGCUUCCGUGCCUUUGACGUCCUCUACUACUUGCUCAACUCUUCCUCUAGUCAAGCGGAGAGAGAGUAUCUCAGCCUCAAGGAUCCAUCGGCAUAUGCACUGCUCAACAAAUCGGGUACAUAUACGCCCCCGUCGUACUUGCCAACGGCCGACGACGCUGCUUCUGCCGAGGAUUUCCGCUCCGCUCUCAAAGCAAUUGGCAUCAAAGGAGCGUCACACAGAGGGUUGAUCUCGGUUCUAGCGGGCCUUCUGAAACUCGGGAAUACGGUGGGCUUCCUAGUCGACCAAGAGGAACUGGAAGAGGUCUGUGAGGAAGCAGCUGAGCUUCUCGGCAUCGAUCCUGAGAUUCUUCUCCACAAAUGCACCACCGACGAGCGUCAGAUUCUACUCUCGGGAAUUUACGAAGCAGUGGUGGACUGGGUGAUCCAAAAGGCCAACGAGGCAAUAGCCAAUGAACUUCGAAACGCCCAGGAGAAUGGAUCCAGCGACGGUGGUAAUCAUGGCCAUUGGAAUGGCGAGGAUACUGGGGAUACUGUGAGCCUAACGAUCAUUGAUAUUCCAAGCCCCCCUCUGGGUAAAGCCGUCGCCCUUCGGGGUGUUUUCGAUGACACUCUGGGUAUCAAUGCGGAAAUGAAAGAGGAUGGACUUGAAAUCGUGGCACCCGGUCAUUCAGUCAUUAAUGAAAUGAAGAGUGCGGUAGCUGAGGUGGAAGCUGAUUUGGGUAUCUCCGGUGGAGCUGCCGCCCGUGAACGGGAGCACGCCAAUGACAGGAGACAGGGUGUUUUGGAAAAGGUCGGGGUCGAGGUCGAGAUGGGAGGUUUCCUCCGGGAUGUCCUAUUCCCUGACGAGAACGAGGGUAUCACUGUAGGCAGGAGAGGCCGGUUUGAUCUUGCUGCGACCCUUGGCAGCAGCAGGGUUUGGUAUCACCUCGCUCUUCACCCCACUGAUGAUUCUCCCGAAAGCCUGGCCAAUCUGCCAUCCCCGACGUCCGCUUGGUCCGCUGGUGCCGUAUCCCGUCAAUUGCGGGACUGGAGGUUGCCAGAGUGGGCCAACCGUCGUCACAAGCACCUCGAUUACACCGCCGACUUCGAUGUGGAUGAGUUCGUCACUCGAUAUGCUCGCCUCGGAUGCAAGGAAGGCAAAGACGGGGUCGAGAAUUGGAUUCUUGAGCGAGGCUGGAGUAACGGUGACGUAGUAGUAGGCCAUGAGAGGAUAUGGAUGAGAGAAAACGCCUGGUGGGAAGCGGAGACGAUGCUUGAUAUGAAGCCAGAUGAGAAUCCUUUCAUGAUGGGAGCUAAUCCUUUUGAAAGUGGCUAUUCCUCAGCUCCCCCCAAUCCAAACGGAUCUGGCUUCUUUCCCCAGGGCGGGGAAUCCGCGAGCCUGCUCGGAAGCCGUGAUAAUCUGGUGAACAACGCUGCGGGAGGUGCUCGUUCGAUCGCUCCGACUGUGCCUCGCUCUACUAGGGGUGACUACGGACUUGGUCCCAAGGGAGAUGAUCGAAAGGAUGAUGAGUACGAUGGCGACAUUGGUCGGUACACUGGCGAACUGGAUGCCGAGUAUGGCGAUCCCAAACAUAUCGAGAAAAAGAAUAUCAGCACUGGCCGGCGUGUUUGGGUCGCUUUCGUCUGGGCAAUGACCUGGUGGAUCCCAUCCUUCCUUCUGCGCUAUGUUGGUCGAAUGAAACGUCCUGAUGUGCGGAUGGCCUGGCGAGAGAAGGUGACUCUCAUGUUCCUUAUCCUUCUUUUCAACGCCAUCGUCAUCUUUUACAUUGUCGAAUUUGGCAAUCUCCUUUGUCCCAACAAAGACAAGGUCUGGAACGCGAAAGAAGUCAGCUAUCAUACAGGUGACAAUGACUUCUAUGUCAGUAUUCACGGCGUCGUCUACGAUAUCAGCACAUUUUGGAGACUUCAGCAUAGUGAUACGGCUAUUCAAACCUCAGCCUCGAACAUGCAGCCCUUUGCGGGUCAGAUUCUUGAUGCCUACUUUCCUCCUCCCCUUACUCAGGCCUGCCCGCCUUUCGUGACGGACGAGUCUAUUUCCCUGCAGAACAAUAAUACGGCCGCCAUUCAGUACCCUGACGCGGUUCACACUUCCGGCCCCAUUCUUCAGCCGAAUCCAGAUACGGCGUUGCACCAAAUCACCUGGUAUGACAAGGUAUUUCGGCCAAAAAUCAAACAAUACUACAAGGGUUCUUUGGUAUGGUCAAAGGAGACCAUUCAACAGCAGGCAAACAACAACCAGAGAUACUGGGUGAUCCUCAAUAAUAAGGUAUAUGAUUUGACCAAUUAUUUCUACACCCUGAAGCUGGAGAAUAAUCUCGCCACGUACAAUUUUCUUCCGAGUGGUGUGACAAAGCUCUUCCAAGACUAUCCGGGUGGUGACAUCACAGACAAAUGGCAAGACUCAGUCCAGUUUGAGAAUGCACUCAACUGCCUCAACAACGCGUUUUAUGUUGGCGAAGUCGAUUUUAGAGACACUCCGAGGUGCACAGUAAACAACUGGAUUUUGCUGUCUUUCACGAUCCUUAUCUGCUGUGUGAUCCUUGUCAAGUUCCUGGCUGCGCUUCAACUCGGCUCGAAACGACGUCCUGCUCCACAAGACAAGUUUGUCAUCUGCCAGGUUCCUGCCUAUACCGAAGGCGAAGAUCAGCUUCGCAAAGGCUUGGACUCCCUUACGGCCCUUCAGUACGACAACAAGCGGAAAUUGAUCUGUGUCAUCUGCGAUGGAAUGAUUGUCGGCAGUGGUAAUGACCGUCCAACGCCAAAAAUUGUCCUCGAUAUUCUGGGAGUGGACCCGAAAAUUGAUCCUCCGGCCUUGCCGUUCAAAUCCGUUGGGCAAGGGAGCGACCAACUCAACUAUGGCAAAGUGUAUUCUGGCCUGUAUGAAUACGAGGGCAAUGUGGUUCCAUACAUUGUUAUCGUGAAGGUUGGCAAGGAGUCUGAGCAGACUAGAUCGAAGCCUGGAAACCGCGGCAAACGCGACUCUCAGAUCCUUCUCCUCAACUUCCUGAACCGGGUCCACCACCGCGCUCCGAUGUCGCCGCUCGAAUUGGAGAUGUUUCACCAAAUCAACAAUGUGAUCGGUGUCGACCCCGAAUUGUAUGAGUAUCUGCUCAUGGUGGACGCUGAUACCAGCGUUAAGGAAGAUUCCCUUAACCGUCUGGUUGCCGCUUGUGCAGCGGACGCCAAGAUUGCAGGUAUUUGUGGUGAAACGAGUCUCCAGAAUGAAGAGCGGAGUUGGUGGACCAUGAUCCAGGUCUAUGAGUACUACAUCUCCCACCACUUGGCCAAGGCGUUCGAGUCUCUCUUCGGCAGUGUCACCUGUCUUCCGGGAUGUUUCUGCAUGUAUCGUCUUCGAACCGCAGAUAAAGGCCGCCCUUUGAUCAUCUCGGAUAAGGUUAUUCAAGAAUACGCUGAUAUCGACGUUGACACGCUGCACAAGAAGAACCUGUUGUCUCUCGGAGAAGACCGUUAUCUCACCACUCUGAUGACCAAGCACUUCCCAAAUAUGUCUUACAAGUUCCUUCCUGACGCCUACGCCAGCACUGCCGCCCCUGAAACAUGGAGUGUUCUGCUCUCCCAGAGGCGUCGUUGGAUCAACUCUACUGUGCAUAACUUGGUGGAGCUGGCUGCACUGAAGGACUUGUGCGGUUUCUGUUGCUUCAGUAUGCGGUUUGUCGUCUUGGUUGAUCUCUUGGGAACGGUCAUUCUCCCAGCGACUUGCGUAUACUUGGGCUAUCUGAUCUACACCGUUGCGACCCACAAAGGCCAGUUCCCCCUGAUCUCCAUUGUCAUCCUUGCUGGUGUCUACGGCUUGCAAGCGGUCAUCUUUAUUAUCAAGCGGCAAUGGCAGCACAUCGGGUGGAUGCUUAUUUACAUCUGCGCCUAUCCAAUUUACAGUUUUAUCCUGCCGCUCUACUCCUUCUGGAAACAGGACGACUUUACCUGGGGUAACACCCGUAUCGUCAUUGGUGAGAAGGGAGACAAACGCGUGGUGGCGGUCGAGGACGAAGGCUUCGAUCCGAGAAGCAUCCCUCUCCAACGGUGGGAUGAUUAUGCUCUGGCCAACAAUCUCCCGGGCCGGCGCGGCAAUGCAGAUCUCGGCGAGGAGAAGUAUUAUCAGGCUCCAUAUACCGACGAUGCAGCGAUGGAAAUGGAUGACAUGCAUUCGAUGUAUUCUUCCGUCAAGCCGGCAUCGACUAUCCUGACCGGCUUCCCAGGUCAAGGCCGAGGUGCGGGUCCAUAUAUGCCACCACAGUCGCCUGCUCCAUUUGGCGGUAACGUGCCUGGCAACCGGAACUCGCAAUUUACUAGCUUCACUAGAUACACCGAUCAGCCGCAACCUGGUGGACACAACCAACGCCACAUGUCUAUGGGAAACUUGAGCCACUAUCAAGACAACCCAGCUAAUACGAGCAGAUUGAGUAUGCCGAUGAUGCAAAGCUCCGAGAACCUGCUUGGAGGGGCUCGCCGGCAGAGCUCACGCAGUCCCUUGGGUGGUUAUAACUCCAGGCCUGUGAGCACUGCGCUUGACUUCAGGGGAGGACCUGGGAAUGGACCGGAUGACAAUACGAUCAUUGAGGCGAUUCGUACCUGCCUGGCUGAAGUCGACCUCGACAACAUCACGAAGAAGCAAGUGAGGGCUCUUGUGGAGCAACGGCUUCAGACUGCACUGGUUGGCGAGAGACGGGCAUUCCUUGACCGACAAAUCGACCAGGAACUCGCCAAUAUGUGA
Messenger RNA from Rasamsonia emersonii CBS 393.64, 5343 nucleotides. Its product is annotated as Chitin synthase. Gene Ontology annotation, cellular component: cell septum; cell periphery; myosin complex. The record is from RefSeq and is a predicted model, not a curated record. Lineage: Eukaryota; Fungi; Ascomycota; Eurotiomycetes; Eurotiales; Trichocomaceae. The transcript is spliced from 4 exons. The coding region runs from base 1 to 5343 and encodes 1780 amino acids. Gene Ontology annotation, molecular function: ATP binding; cytoskeletal motor activity; chitin synthase activity.